UGAGUCAGUACAAAUAUGCUUCAGAUGUUUUCUAAAUUCUUUGUCUCUGUUUUGCAGGUGUCUCUGAGCACUGAAUGUGUGCGCGCCAUAAUGAAGAUGACAUACUGUCCUCACUGUAGCGGCGUGGCUUUUGCCAAGCCCUGCUCAAGCUACUGUAAGAAUGUCAUGAAGGGCUGCCUCGCCAAUCAAGCAGAUCUGGACUCGGAGUGGAGGAACUUGGCAGAUGCUAUGCUGGAGGUAGUUGACAAACUGAGCCGGCCUUACAGUGUGGAUUCGGUGGUUCUGUCUCUGCCAAAACGCAUUGCUGAAGCUAUUCUCUACAUGCAAGACAACCUCAACACGUUCAACAAUAAGGUGUUUCAGGCAUGUGGUUCUCCUGCUCAGAGCUCCAAAACUGAGGACCAGAUCAAGCGAGGUAGAAACACAGCAGAAGAAGUGAGCGGCACCCCAGAAGCCCAACUGGAGAAAGUGUUAUCCGAUGUGUCCAGAAUGUUGAGGGAUAUCAUGCAGUACUGGGUCCAUUUGCCCAGAAAACUGUGUGUGGAUCGCGAGUCUGGACCGAGCGAAGCAGACACAUGUUGGAACGGAAUGAGUGUGGACAGGUAUCUGCCAGAAGUGAUGGGAGAUGGACUGGCCAGUCAGAUCAAUAAUCCUGAGGUGGAAAUUGAUAUUACCAAACCAGAUAUGGCUGUACGCAAACAGAUCAUGCAGCUUAAGAUAAUGAUCAAUCGACUGAAGUAUGCCGUCAAUGGAAAUGAUGUGGACUUCCAGGAUACCAGUGAUGAUAUCAGCGGUUCAGGAAGUGGAAUGUGCGCCGAUGAUCAGUGUUCCCGCAAUCCACGUUUAAUGGCCCCAAACACGGACAAGCCCAUUGUAUACGCCUAUCCGUCAGAGAACAAGAAGGUGGUGAACGGAAGAAGCAGCCAGAACCUUCCAUGCGUCAGCCUCUACCUUCUCUCUUUGGUCACAGUCUUGUUUAGGCGAUAAUCGGCAGGCAAUUCCACCAACUGGGACUGAGGACAGGACUGGGUUGGGUUGUGGAGGGGCGGGGUUAGUCACAUUGCCAAAACAAACAUGCAAACAUCAACAGAAUCCGGCGAAUGCAUCACUUUUUUUUUUGUCUUGAAUAAGAACACCAUGGAAUAUUCUUAGAUCUGUGUACUUUUUUGUCUCUUAUUUGAUAUAUGACACCCCUAGAGCUGUCUGUGGUGGAAAAGGUCUCUGAGAAUGCGCCAAUCUGUAACAAUAUCUAUAUGAAAAUGCACCCCAACAAACAAAACAUGCUUGUUUUCCUUAUUCAAAAAAACAUUUUAGAUGAUAUUUAUUUAUUAAUUAAGACCCAUAAAGAUAAGACAUCUCUGGCCGCUCAAGCCUGAGAAUGUCCUUCAACACUUGUUCAAAGUGAACAAAACAUCGUAAAGAACCAUGUGUUCUUAUCUUUGUUUUAAAGCUUUUCUAAUCGUGAAAACAAGCUUUACUCAGUCUUGUUUCAUGAAGACCAGCGGUCACUCUGUCUCUCUCUCUCUCGUUCAUUGUACUAGUUUCUGCACUCCGCUUUGCAAAUGGGUUUCAGGGGCCAUUUUAAAGAAAACACAACAUGUAUUUACUCUGGAUGUAAAUAAACGUGUACUAACCACAGUCACAUUUUCAAUAUAGCCUUGAGGACCCUCAACAGCACUAGAGCAAUAUUUGGGAUGAAACGUUAAUGCACCAGCAACGAGAAAGAGACAAGCGCGUUUUCCGUGGAACAGAUAUGUAAUGACCGUCAUCUCAGAAAGGGAUUUUACACAUGGGAAAAGACAAGCCGGAGAAUGAAAGACUUGAAACCGGAGGGAUGUGGAGGGGUUUCUGGACAUUGUUAAUUUGAUAUUGAUUCAAACCACAUAGAGAUGUGUGUGUGGGUUAUGUGUGAGUGCACUUCAGAGAAAACGUUGCUUUGUAAGUACUCACUAUACACAUAUACACGUGUACUCAAUACAUGCUGCAUCCACGUCAGAUCUGAUUAGUUCAGUGAGUCACAGAUGUAUGUCUCAGAUAUUUCCUGGCCCCACACCCUGCCCUUCAUUAGCAGACAAGUUGGGUUGUUUAUGGUACGCACACAAUGUUGAUGUGAAAACGUGUUGCGCAAACGUUUGCGUAACCUUUUACCAAUGAAAGUCUGUCAGUUUUAGGUAAGAAUUGCACUCUAUGCAAGUAUGUAAAGGCAAAUAAUGUAUGCAUAAUAUGCAUACUAAUAUUUUUGCGUCAAUGUAACGAUAGCACACCUAUAAACUGUUACCAUCAAAUGUUUGCGUUACUGAAUCGAAUGUUGUUGUUGUUAAGGUACUGUAGCUAUAGCUAUAAACAUGUUGACCAUUGGACUAACUUAGCUUGCUAAGCUAAACAGCAUGCAUCCUCCCAUACUUGUGUUGGAUUAUGAAAUACACUUAAUUACCAACAACCCCAUGACCUUACACAGGAAAAGCGGUUUGGAGAAUAAAUGGAUGGUUGAAAUAAUACAUACUAAUACAUUUUUGCGUUAAUGUAAUAGUAGCACAUCUUAGUACUCAAGGAGGCGAUAGAGUUAUCAUCAUAAGUUUGCAUCAUUGAAUCUAAUGCCGUUGUUGUUAAACUAUAAAUGUGUUGACCGUUGGACUAGCUAACUUGAACUAGCUUGCUAAACUAAAUUCACUUCAAACUAUUAAAACACCAUGACAAUAUGUCAAAUGUUUGCUAAAACUUCCUUAAUACCCACAAUAAUGCACCUUUCACACUUAUGUUACGUUAUAAUCACUGAAGCUAAUUUCCAGCAUUCCCUACAGAGGAUACAAUGGUUUGGAGAAUGGAUGAAUUUGGGCUAAUUUCAUAACGCAAUGUAAAAUCAAGCAUAGCUAGAAGCAUUUGUGUUCUCGUACUUGCAUAGAGUUCAGGCCUAGUCAGAAUGAAGUUUUUUUUUUUUUAACCAAACCUGAAAAGAGCUUAAUUUUUGGCUCUUUUAAUGAGCUUUGCGUUUGUGGAGGUUACAGGAAGUGAUGUAUCUGAUUAAGGUUGCCAUUGGUUUUGCAGGGAAAGUGCUGCAGUUUCGGUCACCAUGUGGCAUACAGAUUUGACCGGCUCAUUGAGAUGGAGAGCAAAACCCCCUCCCUUCAAGUUUAGAAAUGCUGCACUCUGCAUGACGCACACGGCCAUGUCCGCAUGACUACAUCACAUGAUCAGGGGUCGAUAACAGAGAAAUAUCCCACAGGCGGUGUUAUGGAUUGUUUGUUGAUCGAUUGGAUCAGAUGUGGUUGAAAAAAUGGACCCGUGGCACAAUUCACUAACUAUCUGUAGAGUGAUCUGACCUGAAAUCAAUCUUAACUGUCUUUAGCAUGUUUGUUAAAUCAUUGACAGUUAGUAGUCUGACCCCAGGUCAGCUAAACAGUCCCACAUCUAGAUGUGAUGGCAUAAAUGUGGCACUGCCACUCACUCUUUACAGAUGAAUGUGGCUGAUAUUGUCAAAAUGUGCUGAGGUGAAAAAAUGAAAUUGCAUUCUGGUAUAUACUUUAUUUUUGUUUGUUUGUUAAAAAAAAUUAAUAACGGGGAGUUUGUGUUUAAGGUUGAAAGUAGUACAUUUUGAAGAGACUGAGGAAAUUAUCUGUCCAUUGUUGUUGUCUGUUCUUUAAAAAGAAAGAGAAAAACCCUUGUGUCAAUUAUAUAGAUCAAAAGAUUUUGAAAAUA
Molecule: messenger RNA, 3696 nt
Organism: Carassius auratus (goldfish)
Lineage: Eukaryota; Metazoa; Chordata; Actinopteri; Cypriniformes; Cyprinidae
Product: glypican-1-like
Exons: 6
Coding region: 16-987 (323 amino acids)
Biological process (GO): regulation of protein localization to membrane; cell migration; negative regulation of fibroblast growth factor receptor signaling pathway
Cellular component (GO): plasma membrane; synapse; extracellular region
Molecular function (GO): fibroblast growth factor binding
Source: RefSeq, a predicted model, not a curated record